AUGCUGGUUCGCGAGGAGAAUGGCAAGCAAAACCCGGUUUAUUAUGUAAGCAAGAUGCUACAAGGGGCAGAAAAGAAAUACAUCCAGAUCGAGAAGCUAGCAUUGGCUUUGGUGAUCACAACAAGAAAACUGCAACCUUAUUUCCAAUCCCACCCCAUUGUUGUAUUGACUAAUCAUCCUUUGAAGCAGGUUAUGUCCAAGCCGGAUACAUCUGGUAGGAUGAUCAAAUGGGCAGUGGAGUUAGGAGAGUUCGAUAUCGAGUUUCAGACAAGGAAUGCGAUAAAGGCGCAAGUGUUUGCUGACUUCCUGGUCGAGUUCGAGGGAGAACAACCAGAGAAAGAGGAGCGGUGGCUCUUACAUGUAGAUGGAUCCUCGACCUCAAAAAAUGGAGUGGCCGGCAUUUACUUGCAAGGACCGGAUGGAGUUGAGAUCGAGAUCGCGGUGAGGUUAAAUUUCCCAGCCACAAACAAUGAAGCCGAAUACGAGGCUCUGAUUCAAGGAUUGCAGAUAACACUAGACAGAGGAAUAAGGCAAGUAGACGUAUAUACGGACUCACAACUUGUCGCGAUGCAGGUACAAGCUACUUAUGAAAUGUGCGAGUGGUCCAUGACACAAUACUUGGCAAGGGUGAAGGAUAUGAUGAAGAAGUCUGAUCGAUGUACGAUCAUUCAGAUUCCGAGGGAUGAAAACAUGCGAGCAGAUGCCCUGUCCAGAUUUGGAUCGUUGGUUGAAGGAAUUAAGGAGAGAAAGAUCACGGUCAUGGUAAAAUCUAAACCAAUAAUAGAUGAAGCAGAGGUUCACGUGGUUGAGACGGCUGAUUCAUGGAAAACACCCUUUGUUCGAUAUUUGAAGCACGGGGAACUACCCAGUGAUGCGAUCACUGCCAAAAGACUACAGUUUAAGGCAAACCGUUUUACCAUGAUUGGUGACGAUCUCUACAAAAGAACUCCGGAGGGUAUUUUAUUGAAGUGCCUGGACGCGGAGAGGGCACAAUACGUUAUGAAAGAGAUACAUGAAGGCAGUUGCGGAAAUCAUUCGGGAGGAAGAUCUUUGGCUCAAAAAAUCAUAAGGCAAGGUUAUUUCUGGCCUACGAUCGUGGAGGAUUCGCUAGAAAAUGCAAAAGUUGCCAGAAGUACGCCGGACUGUUGUAUUCUCCUGCGACCCCGCUGGAGCCUUUGA
This is a messenger RNA of Sesamum indicum (sesame), 1179 nucleotides long. RefSeq lists its product as uncharacterized. Gene Ontology annotation, molecular function: RNA-DNA hybrid ribonuclease activity; nucleic acid binding. The record is from RefSeq and is a predicted model, not a curated record. NCBI's taxonomy places the organism in Eukaryota, Viridiplantae, Streptophyta, Magnoliopsida, Lamiales, Pedaliaceae.